Messenger RNA from Caenorhabditis remanei, 3129 nucleotides. RefSeq lists its product as uncharacterized. The transcript is spliced from 2 exons. The record is from RefSeq and is a predicted model, not a curated record. NCBI's taxonomy places the organism in Eukaryota, Metazoa, Nematoda, Chromadorea, Rhabditida, Rhabditidae. The coding region runs from base 1 to 3129 and encodes 1042 amino acids.
AUGGUUCUUUCUGGUGUUCUCGAACUCUUCCUCCUUCUCUUGAAUUCUCUUCUCGAUCUCGGAACGGAUCUGGGAAACCUCGACUUGAGCGCGGAGAACCUUGCUCUCUUCAGCUUCAAGGGCGGCCUCAGCCUCGUCCAAAGCGUGUUGGAGUUCCUCCUUCUCGAUUUCCAAACGGCGGAUGAUCUUCUGCAUCUCGUGAACCGAGCGUCCUCCUUCUCCGAGUUGGUCGGUGAGAUCCUUGAUUUCUUGGCUCAAGCUCUUGUUCUCACGACGGAGUCCCUCAACAACCUCAGCGAGUUCCUCUUGGGCGUUCUUGGCCUUGAAGAGGUCGGUGGAGGUGUUGCGGAGAUCACGUUGAGCUCCAUCGAGUUCAGCGGCCAAGUCGUCGGUCUUCUUUCUCCAUUCGUCGAUGAUCUUGUCGAAGCCCUUUUGCUUCUUCUCAAGAGUGGAGGCGACUCCGUUGGCUCUCUCGACAUCAACUUGAGCGUCAUCCAAAUCUCCAACAAGUCUGGAUUUGGUCUUCUCAAGGGAAGCGAUCUUGGAGUUGGCGGCAUCAAGAGCCUCUUGGAGCUCGUUGAUCUUUUGGGCUUGACGUCUCUUGGCAUCCUCGAGUUCAUCAGCCUUAAGGAGUCCUUCUCCCUCGAAGCGAGCCUUCCAUUGUUGGAUAUCGGCAUUGGCCUUGGAGAGUUGUCUGAGGAUCUCGUUCUUUCCUUCGAUCUCCUCUUCGAGAGACUCUUGAAGUUGCUCAGCUUCGUGUUGGUAGUUCUUGGCUUGAGCAGCAACGGUUUGACGUUCGCGUGCCUCCUCAUCGGCGGUACGGCGAGCCUCCUCGAGUUGAGAGGUGAGUUGAGACUUCAGUCUGGUGAGCUGGCUGACUUGAGAUUCGGCAUCCUCGAGUUGACGAACGAGGUCUCCGUUCUCGGUGUGAAGACGUCCCUUGAGAGAAGUGAAGUCUUGGAGUUGACGAGAUUGCUCAUCAGCCUUAGAUUGAAGCUCGGUGAGCUGGAGCUCGAAUUGCUUGGCGAGCUUCUCGUUGUUGAGCUUGGCAGAUGUUUCUUGGUCGAGUUGAGCAGCGAGAUCCUCAGCGUCAUGGACGGCUUGAGCCUUGUCCUUCUCAACCUUAGCCUUGGCCUUGUUGAGUUGGUCAAGUUGGUCGGUGAGUUCAGCGACGGCGUCAGUGUGCUUCUUGCGGAGUCCAGCGAGUUGGUUCUCGUGGUUCAUGUUGGCCUCUUCCAAAUCUCUGCGGAGCUUGGCGAGUUCAGCCUCACGCUUCUUGUUGACCUCAACCUGGGCGGCGGUGGCUCCUCCUUGCUCGUCGAGUUUUUCACCGAGCUCUUCCAACUCGCGUUGGAGAUCGGACUUGGCGCGGUCAGCCUUGGAGCACUCCUUCUUCUUCAAGUUGUUCUCCAAAUCGUGACGUUGACGUCCAGAUUCGUCGAUGUUCUCCUGAGCAAUCUUGAGCUCUCCCUCGACCUUUCUCUUCUGCUUGUCGAGAUCAGCACGAGCUCUCUUCUCACGCUCAAGGGAAUCCUCGAGGUCAUCAAGAGUUUGCUCAAGCUUGGCCUUGAUCUUGUUCUGGUGGUUACCCUUGUCCUCUUCGGAUUGGAGGUCCUCCAUGAGCUUGCGGUUGAUCUCCUCUUGGUGCUUCUUCUCCUUGUUGAGCUUGGCAAUAGCCUCAUCUUGUUGUUGCAUUUCGUCUUGGAGAGAUCUGAUCUGGUGGUCCUUGGAUUGCUUCUCGGACUCAGCCUUGCGGAGAGACAUCUCCAAAUCUUGGAUCUGCUUCUUCAAAGCCUCGACCUCGGCCUCAACCUUCUUCUUGGCGCGCUGAACAUCAGCGGUACGGUCUUCGUUAUCGGCGAGUUGGUCGUUGAGCUCGGCGAGCUGCUUGGAGGCGUCUUUUUGUUGAGACUCAAGCUUUGCAAGUCUCUCUUCGGCAUCGGAGAGUUGGGUCUUGGCGGAUUCCAAGUUGGUGAAGAGGGAAGUCUUCUCCUCGACGAGCUUGGCAGAGGACUCCUCCAAUUCCUUGCGGAGUUUCUCUUCCUUGGCCAAGGACUCCUCAAGAGCCUUAACCUUGUCGUUGAUUUUCUCGAGCUCCUCGGCUUCCUUUCCGGCCUUGAGCAUUGGCUUGACCUUUCCGUAAAGCUUGAACCAUUCCCAGGUACGGAGUGUGCACCAGGAGCGGACGUUGCGUUGGACGAUGAGAAGUCCGGCACGUUGCUCCAUACGACGCUUGCGUUCCUUGAGUCCCAAGUGCCAUCUGAUCUGGGAUUGGAAUCCAGUGAGGAUGGUGGAAAGUUUCUCGUCACGGAUGUCUUCGAGAUGAGCAAGAACUCCGGCCUUGAAGAAGACCUUGGUGAGACCGAUACGGAACAUUUCCUCGUUGAGGGAUCCGUCGUUGACGAGUUUGGACAUGAUGGCCUCAGCACACUUCUUCUUGUCGUCAUCGGACUUGGCCUCCUUGGCGGCAAGGAUAGCGUAACGCUGGACGAAGUCUGGAUGGAGGGUUCUGUUGGGGAAUCCCUUUCUGCAAAUUCUGAUUCCUUCCAACACUCCGUUGCAAGUAAGCUGGUUGAGAACCAAAGCGGCGUCGAUCAUUCCGCAUUGUUUCUUCUCGUUUGGAAUGAUGCAACGGAUGAAAUGUGGGUGAGUCUUGUUGAGCAUAGUCAUCAAGUUGUUGAGGGACUCUCUGUAGAGCAUAGAGACAGUCAUGAAAGAUCCAGACUUUCCCUUCUUCUUUCCACCGCCACCUCCUUCCUUGGCCUUAGCGGCAGCCUCUUCUUGAGUGGUGUAGUCUUGCCAGAUCUCGACAAGAAGGUCGUUGAGCUUGGAAGCCUUCAUGGCAGAGACAACGGUGUCGUUGAGUGGAUCCUUGUUCUUCUCAAGCCAGUUCAUGCAGUUGUAACGGACAGUUCCGGCGUAGUGCCGCAUGGCGAAGUGAGCUUCUCCUUGCUUUCCCUUUGGUGGCUUUGGCUUCUCGAAGUUUGGAUGCUUUCCAAGAUGUUGGUCGACAAGCUUGGAGGCAAGAGUCAAGUCAGUAGCCUUUGGUACGAUACACUCUUCAUCGAGCAUGGAGAUGAUACCGAGUGGCUGAAAGAUAAUAAAUACAAUAUGUUUUCAUUACUAUGA